Molecule: messenger RNA, 1959 nt
Organism: Rotaria sordida
Lineage: Eukaryota; Metazoa; Rotifera; Eurotatoria; Philodinida; Philodinidae
Source: the annotation of a GenBank genome assembly
AUGAGUAGAUUUCAUUUAUCAUCAGCAAAAUUAAACGAAACCCCGAAUCAUUACGAUUUUAGAGUCGUAUGGAUUGAUUCCAGUGGUGCACCAAAGGAAUUAGAGGAUUUCGAUAUGGAUUUACGGAAAUAUGAUUCAUGUGAAAAUUGUGAAAAUGAUAUAAAGAAAUUUGAAAGCAAAAAUAAAUUUCUUAUUGUAUUGAAAGAUUUUAUACCUGAAGCAGAUUUUCAAAAUUUACGUCAAAUUCAAUCAAUUUAUGUUUUAAAAGAAAACUAUCAAAGUCUCACAUAUAAUCGAACAAAUCAUCCAAAAGUAGUUGAAAUAUUUGAAGAUAUCAACACAUUAAUCAAUCGAUUACAUAAAGAUAUCUUAUUAGCGCAUAGAGAUUUACCAAUAAGUAUAUCUCCUUUAUAUGAAAUAAAGAAUGAACAAUCUUUAACCAAAUUAGAUGGAAAUACAUUAAUGUUUUUAUGGGAUCAACUUUUUAUUUAUUAUUUAGUACAUCCUAUUAAAGAAAAUAUGGAGGAAUUAAAAACGGAUAUGUUAAAACAAUGUGAAAUAGAUUAUAGAGGUAAUGAAAGCCAACUACGUCAUAUAAAAUCUUUCGAUGAAAAAUGUUCCGAUAAAAAUGCAGUAAUAUGGUAUACAAAAGGUACAUUUUUAUAUCGAAUUUGUAACAAAGCAUUCCGAACAAGAAAUACUGACUUUAUGCGUAAAUUUCGAUAUUUUAUUAUUCUUUUCUAUAAAAACUUUGAAUCGUUAUCAAAAUCACAAAACAAAAAUAUUUCACCUGUUUAUCGAGGACAAAGUAUGAAUAAAACUGAACUUGAGAAGUUAAAGAAGUUAAAUCGUGGAAGUUUGGUCUCGAUAAAUACAAUUCUAUCAACAUCACGUAACGAAUCAGUUGCUCGUUUAUUUAUUCAUGAAGGUGAAGAUGAAGAUGCAGUCAUUUUUAAAAUUAAUAUUCCAAAUCAAAAUGAUAACUCAUUUAAACCAUUUAUUGAUAUUUCAGAAAUUAGUGAAAUACCAGGAGAAGAAGAAGUUUUAUUUUUUGUCGGAACCGUUUUUUCUAUUCAUUCUAUUCAAGAUGAAACUGGUUCACCAUGUAUUAUUGAACUUACUCUCAAUAAUGAUCCAUAUGUCCACUUUAGAAAAUUAGUUUCUAUUUUGGCACCAGAAUUUCGAAAGAUCCUAGAAUGCAAUUUAGGUCUAUAUGACAAAGCUAUUCAAUUAUAUGAACAAGCUCCCCCACUAACGGAUAAUUCUGCAAACAGUCCUGAAUUCAUAGUUAUUCAUAUUAUUAUUGGUUAUCUCUAUUAUCAUUUAUCUCGAUAUGAUAAAGCUGAAGAACAUUAUGCUAUUGUAUUAUCAGUAUUAGACGAAAAAAAUUUAUUAACAAGUGAACUUUAUAGACACAUUGCUGAUAUCAAGAAGAAAAGAAACAACGACGAUAUUGCAUUAUCCUAUUAUCAAGAAGCAUGGAACAUUGCAAAUUACCGAUAUAUUCCUUCUUUACGAUAUAUUUGUCAAGAAAUCAUCGAUAUACUAACAGCACGAGGCAGUUCUUAUGAUGCUCGUAUUUAUGAAAUCCAAUUACAAAAAAUUGAUCCGAAUAAAUACUACUAUAUAUCAUCAUCAACGUUGGAUGAUCCAACUAUACUAGAUGAUUGUCGAUCCCGAUUGAACAAUGAACGAGAACCUAUUGAACGUGCUGAUUUAUUAUAUAAAAUUGGUCUACAUUGUGUAGUACAAGAGCAUUUUGAGGCAGCUCUAAAAUACUUUUUACAGGCGAAAGAUCUCUGUUUAAAUCAGCCACCAUCAUGGAAUCGUUUUUCUCAACAUUUACCUACAUUAUUCGAUAAUAUUGCAAUGCUUUAUCUAUAUUUUAAAGAUUAUUUCGAAGCAUUGAUAAUGUUUAGAAAAGCUAUUGACAUACGUAGCAUUUUUCGUUCUUACUAA